AUGGAGAGUGGAUAUGUCAUGGCACAUGCAGAUUCAAGCUUAUUUGUUAAAGUAAAGGAAGCAAAGAUCGCAAAAUUUUUGGUAUAUGUUGAUGUCCUCAUCAUCACUGGCGAUGAUGAAGCAGAAAUUUGUCAAACAAAGGAGAACUUGUCAGUUUUCUUUCAAAUGAAGGAACUUGGAGAAUUGAAACACUUCCUUGGAUUAGAAGUUGAUCAAACUAAGGAAGGUUUAUUUCUCUGUCAACAAAAGUACGCAAGAGAUUUAUUGCAAAGGUUUGGAAUGCUCGAGUGCAAGCCCAUCUCAACACCUAUGGAAACUAAUGCCAAGUUAUGCGCGCAUGAAGGGAAGGACUUGCAAGAUGGAGUAAUGUACCGACAGCUGGUUGGUAGCCUAAUUUAUCUAAGAUUGACUCAGCCAGAUAUCUCGUAUGUAGUUGGCAUAGCAAGUUGGUAUAUGCAACGCCCAAGGAAACCUCAUUUGGAAGCAGUCCGAAGAAUGCUAAGGUAUGUCAAAGAUGAGGUUAAGAUAGUUGGAUACUGUGAUGCUGAUUAUGCUGGAGAUCAUGAUACCCGUCGAUCAACUACUGGGUAUGUAUUCAAGCUUGGAUCUGGAGCUAUAUCUUGGUGUAGCAACAGGCAACCAACAGUGUCUUUGUCAACCACUGAAGCAGAAUAUAGAGCAUCAGCACUGGCAGCUCAGGAAAUUACAUGGUUGAUGCAAUUGAUGAAGGAUCUACAUCCGUUAAAAGAUUAUGUAAUGCUGUUUUAUUGUGAUAAUCAAUCUACUAUUCGCCUAGCAGAAAAUCCAGUUUUUCAUGCUCGAACAAAGUAUGUGGAAGUGCAUUAUCAUUUUAUGAGAGAAAAAGUACUACAAGAAAAGCUAAAGAUGCACAAAGUAAAGAGCGAAUACUAG
Molecule: messenger RNA, 912 nt
Organism: Humulus lupulus (European hop)
Lineage: Eukaryota; Viridiplantae; Streptophyta; Magnoliopsida; Rosales; Cannabaceae
Exons: 1
Coding region: 1-912 (303 amino acids)
Source: RefSeq, a predicted model, not a curated record